Messenger RNA from Aphis gossypii (cotton aphid), 3874 nucleotides. RefSeq lists its product as uncharacterized. Lineage: Eukaryota; Metazoa; Arthropoda; Insecta; Hemiptera; Aphididae. The transcript has a single exon. The record is from RefSeq and is a predicted model, not a curated record. Gene Ontology annotation, biological process: DNA integration. Gene Ontology annotation, molecular function: nucleic acid binding. The coding region runs from base 1 to 3558 and encodes 1185 amino acids.
AUGCCUAGCCAAUCAAUAUCCAAUCAGGUAGCAGAUAAAUAUAAACAUUUAGCCCUAGCAGAUCCCUCGUUCACAGUACCAAGUAAGGUUGAUUUGCUACUCGGUGCGGAUAUAUUUGCGCGUAUCCUGAAUGGAAAACGUGUGUCGGUAGGUGACUCGUACCCUGUGGCAUUCGGUUCAAUAUUUGGUUGGAUAAUUAUCGGCCCCGUCCCUACUCCAAAUAGUUAUGUUUCCGUUUCACAUCACAUCUCUUUGGUUUCCUCAAUCGAAUCCUUAAUGGAUAAGUUCUGGCAAGUUGAGGAACCAGAAGCAGCUCCUGAGACUUUCACUAGUGACGGACGAUGUGAAGAGAUGUUCCGUGAUAAAUGUUCACGUGACGAUUCCGGACGUUUCGUCGUCCCCUUGUUGUUUCGCCAAGCAGUCGCGGAAAGUACCUUCAUUGGCUCGCGUGCUGUCGCGGUCAAACGUUUUGAGUCUCUUGAGCGAAAGCUCGCAUCAGACAGCCGACUUCGCGAGGCGUAUUGUAAAUUUAUGGCUGAAUACUUGUCUUUAGGACACAUGUCCCCAGCUUCGUCCACAGGUUCCUAUUUUAUACCACACCAUGCUGUGUUCAAGUCUUCCGACCCGCCAGAUAAAAUUCGUGUCGUAUUUGAUGCGUCCGCCCAAUCGUUUUCUAGUCCGUCAUUGAACCAAUGUUUAUUCACGGGUCCGAAACUACAGCAGGACAUUAUUGAUGUACUAAUGAGGUUCCGUUUACCGCGUCAUGCAUUCACCGUGGACAUUAAUAAAAUGUACCGACAGAUCUUGUUAGUUCCCGAACAUCGUUGUUAUCAACAUAUCCUAUGGCGUGCAUCCCCGCAGGACGAACUUAAAGCAUACGAACUCAAUACUGUAACAUAUGGGGUAAAUUGUGCCCCGUUCUUGGCUAUACGGGUGCUUCGAAAAAUUGCCGAGUCCGAUUGUGCGGAUGUUCUAGCUGUCCGUGACGCUUUAAUGUUAAACACUUACGUCAAUGACAUCUGCUUGGGGGGAGACACGGUGGAAGAAGUACUCGCUCUCCAAACCGAUUUGAUUAAUGUUUUGCAAAGGGCAGGAAUGAGCUUGAAAAAAUGGUCAAGCAAUACUGCCGCGGUUUUAGAGAGGGUACUGCCUGAAGAUAGGGCCGGCGGGAUGUUGUCUUUUGACGAUGACACUUGGAGCGGUACCAAGGUACUAGGGCUCCAGUGGUCACAACGUGAUGAUACAUUUUUAUAUAUUGUUCAACCUGAACGUUUAGUCUCAACUAAGAGGGGUAUGCUGUCUCUAAUUGCCCGCAUAUUCGACACGCUUGGUCUAUUAGCUCCCGUAAUAUUUUUCGCAAAACAAUUAAUGCAACGCGUAUGGCAACUUGGUAUGUCAUGGGAUGAUCCGUUGCCCCCGGAAAUAGUUGUCGUGUGGAAGAAGUUCGUUGCGGAUCUCCCCGUGUUACAACAAGUCACUGUUCCCCGUUUUAUCGGUACUCAGCUCGGCGUACAAGGUGUCCUAUGCGGAUUCUGUGACGCGUCCGAGAAGGGUUAUUCUGCGGUCGUUUAUUUAAGGUUAUCUAACCAAUCCGGACCACCAGUAAUUUCAUUGUUAGGUGCUAAAACCAAAACAGCUCCCCUCAAGGCGUCGACGAUUCCACGUUUGGAGCUCUGUGCGGCGGUCUUACUUGCUCGGUGGAUGGUUCGAAUUAAGACCGCGUUGCACAACAAAGUCCAAAUAGUAGACCUAUACGCAUGGUCAGACUCGACGACGGUACUUAGUUGGCUGAAAGUACCACAUGAAAAAUUUAAAGUUUUUGUUUCAAACCGCAUACACAAGGUGACAACGUUACUACCCGACUGCCAUUGGGAUUAUAUAUCGUCGCUUAAUAAUCCGGCAGAUUGCGCGUCGAGAGGUAUUUUCCCUACAGACUUAAUCCAUCAUAAGUUAUAUUGGUAUGGGCCUGAAAUUCUGUAUCGUGAUGUGCUCGAUGGGCCGGCGUUAAGUCAGAACAUCGAUACCGAAAAUUUACCGGAAUUAAAAGCCGUGUCGCCAUCGACGUUAGUGACCAAGACAAGUGAUCCUCCCGAACCGGAAUGGUUCUCACGUUUUUCCUCGUACUUCCACAUGAUACGUGUUGUGGCUUAUGUGUACCGUUUUAUUCGACUUUGUAAGCGUCGUCAAACAGAUUUAGUCCCUUUUUUAACCCGCGCCGAAUUGGACCACGCCACCGUGGCCAUUGCUAAAUGCUCACAGCGCGUUACGUUAGGUAAGCCACUUCACGACCUGUUACACAACCGUCCGAUUAGCGCUGGGCCAGUAGCUCGUCUCCGCCCGUUCAUCGAUCAACGCGGUCUCAUUUGUGUUGGUGGCCGCCUGUCAAACGCAGAUGUACCGGAGACACAAAAACACCCAAUCUUACUAGGCAAGACGUCGCAUUUAUCAAUUUUGUUGAUACGUCACUGGCACGAAGUAACCGGUCACGGCGGACCGAGAAUAUUAACAUCUCUUAUUAACCAGUCCUACUGGAUUCUAUCACUUAAUACGCUUAUUAGGUCAGUCCUCUGUAAAUGUGUUACUUGUGUCCACCUAGCGUCUGUUAACCCGCAACCCGUCAUGUCUGACUUACCUACGUCUCGGGUGUCUGAAUGUCAUCCAUUUUCGCGUGUCGGAAUCGACUUCGCUGGUCCUAUUGUGAUGACUGAACACCGUUUACGUAAGGCCCGUCAGUUUAAGGUAUACAUUGCCGUAUUCGUAUGUUUCGCGGUAAAGGCUGUACACCUGGAAUAUGUGUCUGAUUUAUCGACGGAUGCGUUCUUAGCAUCGUUACAACGGUUCGUCGCGGGUCGAGGACUUCCUACGGACAUUUACACUGAUUGCGGUACCAACUUUGUCGGGGCAUCUAAUCAGUUACGCAAGCUUGUCAAUAAUCCCGAAUGUAAGGACCAUCUGAUUUCCCGUUUCCAAUGCACUUGGCAUUUCAAUCCUCUUGGUGCACCCCAUUUCGGAGGCUUAUGGGAGGCGGCUGUGCGUUCAGCAAAACGCUUAAUGACACGCAUUAUGGGAGAACAUACCUUCUCCGUUGAGGAACUGAGCACGAUGUUGUGCCGCAUAGAGGCUAUUUUAAACUCUCGCCCUUUGGUUCAACUUUCAUCCGACCCGACAGAAUACGAUUGUCUUACCCCGGGGCAUUUUUUGAUAGGCCGCCCGCUACUCUCGCUCCCUGAAUUGAGUCUAGCUGAUACGACGAUCCCUUUAGCUCAACGCUGGAAGUUGGUAAACCAAUGCGCACAGUCUUUCUGGCAUUCCUGGCGCAAUGAAUAUUUAAAUACUCUCCAGAUGCGGAAUCGUUGGACGACUGAUGUGCCCAACAUUUCUGUUAACGAUAUGGUAAUUAUUAAAGAACUUAACGUUCCUCCGUUACGAUGGCAUAUGGCGCGAGUCCAAGAGGUGUUCCCCGGAGCGGAUGGAGUAGUGCGUGUAGUUCGUUUGCGCACCGCAACGGGAACUAUAAAGCGCCCAGUCGUUAAAAUUGUAAAAUUACCGAGCGCCUAAAAUCUAUACCCAUCUUAGUAUAAUAUUCUGCAAUACGCCCUGCCUUAUCUACUUAUUUGAUUAUUACUAUCGUCAUGUGUAAAUCUGCUUGCACCAUGAAUUUACUGCGGGAUGUACGGGGAUGGCAACUAGUGUAAGAGGCGUACGGAGGUUUAUAUUGUCAUAAGUCAGUAACUAUUUUAGUAUUGCAAUGUUUUUAAAAAAAAAAAAAAAAAAUUCUUUAUGUUGUUAUUUAUUUAUUCAUGAAUUUAUUAUAAAUCAUGACAUGUGUAUUUAUAUCUAUUGCAAAUUGUACAACUAUAUUUGUGUAUUAUUA